ACAGGAAUAUAGAUUUCGUUGCUAGUAGCGCAUUAUAUAUAUAAGUACUUAAAAGGGACAUGGUACUAAAGAUACGGCGAGAAUUUGUAUCAACGGGACACCAAUUGCUCCGUUGUAGAAAAUAUGCUAUAAAAGCUUAUUCUGCUACACAAACCACUCCACAAAAUACAACACCAAUUAAUCCUCAAUCCACACCACCACAACUGUUAGCUCAAGCAUUCCAUUUGUAUAAAGCUAAUUUUCAAGAUAAGAUUGUUUUAUCUCAGAUUUCAAGAUAUGAAUCUUUAAAGAAUGAAUCUAUUAAGACUAUUAAAGUAGGUGUCGUUUACGAUGGAGCAUAUAUUGCUAAAAAUUCCAAAAUUAUAGAGGCUAUUCUAGCAGAUCCUCUUGCUCUGGGUAAUAAAGAGUGGUUUGACCUCAUUGCAAAUAGAGACAGAAAAGUAAAUAAUACAUUUAAGUACCCAUCGCUCACUUCUGGCACCACCAAGUCUCUGGAAUUCAUUAUUCCAUCACCAAUAUUGAGUUCUGAAUACAGACCUUCUUAUAGUAAGGCAUUUGAUUCUGAAACGAUGAUAGACGCUGAUAAAAACAAUAUAGAAUUAGUGGAAAUCAAUUCUGAACCUAUUGACUGUCAUUUUUAUGUCAACGUAACCUCUGAUGUUACCAAUGCAAGCACUAAUUUAGAUCCUCAAUUUGCUAAAAAAAUUGUCUUGACUAUCAUUGAUAAUUCUGAUUUUACACCAUCUUCAACUGAAGAUUCUGCUGUAUCAUUCACCAAUACUUCCAUUGCAAACCAUGUUAUCAAGGUUGACUCCAAUCUUUGCUUGGAAGGGAUUGAGCAAUUCUUGGAACUUGAUGUAAAAGCUGGUACCCAAUUAGUGGAUUCACUCAUAAAUAGUAACAUUUUUGAAGUUAGGAAAAGCUUAGGAUGGUAUCUGGGAACUAACAUCUUAUCAAAAUUAUUACUUCAAAAUAUCUAUACUUCUAUUCUGAAGGAUAGCAAUGAGAGUAAUGUCACUUCAGUAACAAAUACUUUGUUUGAUGAUAUACAAAAAUCUGAAAUUAUUAGAUUUGGUGAACUUGUACAUUCUGAAUUACAAUAUGAUUUUAUUCCAAAUACUGAAACCUUCUUCAAGAAAGAUUUGAGAUGGUGGAAGAUGUAUUGGAAGAAUGAUAAUGUUGAAUAUGAUUUAAAAGAUUACUUUGGUAAAUAUUUCAUGCCUAAAAGUAUUGAGUAUUAUAAUUUUCUUAGAGGUAAGAUCGUUUCACAAAUGCAACUGAAUAGAUAUGGUUAUUAUAAUGUUGAGAAUGAAAUUGGAAAUCCUCUUUUAGAAAUGAAGACUAACCUUAUUAAUACUAGAGUAUCCACUGAGAUUCAACCGGUUGUUUUCCAAGCAAUCACCACUGGAUUCAUCUAUUACCAAUUACCCGUUUCUAUCAUUUCAUUUUUAUCAUACCAAUACUUUGAUUUCAGUGCAAAUAGUGCAGUUGCGUUGGGGUUACUAGGAAUAGUGCUUGGUUUCAAUCAUGCUUCGAGAAUUUGGGAAAAUUUCACUAAAGUAUGGGUACAACAAUUAUUUGAAGACGUACGACUUUGUCUCGGGAAGCAAUGCAUAGAUGAAGGAUUGUUAAAAGAAUUGGAUGUAAGGUUCAAAGAAGAAAUACAAUUAACUACGAAAAGUCAAAAUAUUCUUGCAUCAAUUCAAAAGGAGUUAGAUUAGUAAAUAGAAUGAAUCAAAAUAUGUCACAAAAAAAAAAGAUGAAAGACUAAUAAAUACUAUACAUCAAAGCGUAUAAAAUGCAAUGUUGGGAGAUAUCUAGCGGUGGAUA
Messenger RNA from [Candida] anglica, 1830 nucleotides. The record is from the annotation of a GenBank genome assembly. NCBI's taxonomy places the organism in Eukaryota, Fungi, Ascomycota, Pichiomycetes, Serinales, Debaryomycetaceae.